AUGCAGAAUCAUGGCAAAGAGGAAGAACACUUUCAGUUUAUGCAGCGCACAGACCGCAAGAGUCUAUACACGCAAAUUGGUUUGCUGGUGGCCAAGGCACAGCAGAUAGUGAGCGAGGAGUUGCAGGAGCGUAGCUCGCGCUUGAAGAAUAUGCUCGAGGAGGAGGAUAAGAAGUAUGAGGAGGAGUUUGCCAGCAAAGUGAAGAACCGCCUGGACGACGAGAUACGGAAUCGCCAAGAGCAACUGAAGGAGAUCAAGGAGGCGCGUGACAAACGCCACAAGGAGUUCGUCGAUGCCAAACGUAUGCAGCAGGUCAUGUUGAAUUGCUAUGAGCUCCGCGAGGCGCUGCGCCAGAAGGAUCGCGAGGACACCAGAAUCUGUCUGGAGGAACAGAUGCAGGAAAAUCAGCGUAUGAAGCGUCGCGAAUGCCAAAGAGAAAAUUAUUGGCUGCAACUCGAGCAACGUCGCUGGAAUGAGUUCGAUCGAAUGAAGAAUUGUGAGAAACACAAGCGGAAACAAGUGCAGGAACACGUAUGUCAAGUGCUGAAGGUGCAAUUAGCGGAGCAUGAAGAAGUUCGACAAAAGGAGCUCGAAGAGAAGCGUCUAGACACCAUCAAUGCGGACAAACUGAUUGAAGAACUGCGCCUGGAGGAGUUCGACCAGAAGCACAGGCAAUUGGACAAGGGAAUGCAGAAAUAUCGCAAUGAAUUACUUGAGGAAAUUCGACGCCGCAAAUGCGCAAAGAUCGCUGAAUGGGAAGCCGAUAAAGCAGAGCACGAGCAGUUCAUACGCGAAACGCAACGUCUCGAGGCAGAGGCCAAAGAGCGCAUCUGGCAAACCAAGCGUGAAUUGGGACGUGCCACACACGAGUACAUUGCCUAUGUGCGACGCAUGCGCAGCCUUGAGCUGGGCAUUGAGAAGAUGAUGGACGAUCGCACCGAUGAUCUCUACCAUAUGGACUAUUGCUGCAAGAAAAAUGUGGCCGAGCAGACGCGCCUUAAGCGCGAGGAAGCUGCGCGCUGUCAUGCGUAUCUUAAGAAGCAGAUCUGCGAGGAAAUUGAGCGGAAAAUGCGCCAGGAAGCUGAAUAUCAUGAGGACAAAAUGCCCCAAAAUCCUUUCGUCCAUCCGCCAGUUACCAAGACUAUGAUACUUUGCCAAAAGCGACAGAGAUGUUUGGAUUUAAACGCUCAAAUUGUCGAGAUGAAACGCAUCCAGGCUGAGGAGGAGCAGGCCUUCGAGAAAAAACUAUUAAAAGCUAUCGACGAUCCACAGGUGUGCAUUCAGUUAGCUGCUCAAUUUAUGGAGGAUAACAAGGACUAUCUGCCGGCGCAUCCUAAUUGGAAAAUACACGCCUGCCCCAAAGACAAAUACGUCGCCAAGCAGCCCAUGACUCAGCAGGCCUUCGAUGAACGUAUUGCCAAGGCCGGCAUAGACAGCUGUCCGUUCCCAAAGGCUGCUCGCAACGAUUGCGCUUUAAUGGCUCAGGUGUGUGACCAUGCAUCACCGGCCAAGAAAGACGAAACGGGAGCAGGAGACAGCGAGCCAAAGACUCAAAAAGAUGCAUUCAACAGCUGCAAAUGUGACAUCUGA
Molecule: messenger RNA, 1590 nt
Organism: Drosophila hydei
Lineage: Eukaryota; Metazoa; Arthropoda; Insecta; Diptera; Drosophilidae
Product: trichohyalin-like
Exons: 1
Coding region: 1-1590 (529 amino acids)
Source: RefSeq, a predicted model, not a curated record